This is a messenger RNA of Fragaria vesca subsp. vesca, 440 nucleotides long. RefSeq lists its product as uncharacterized. Bases 78 to 281 code for a protein of 67 amino acids. The record is from RefSeq and is a predicted model, not a curated record. The transcript is spliced from 2 exons. NCBI's taxonomy places the organism in Eukaryota, Viridiplantae, Streptophyta, Magnoliopsida, Rosales, Rosaceae.
AGGGAACUGAAUUGAAUCUCAAGCAAUACAGUCGGAUUAUCUCAAAGUGUUCUAAUUUCCAAGAGAAGCAAGAAGAAAUGGCUGACAACUCCCAGAAGAUGAGCUACCACGCUGGUGAGGCCAAGGGCCAAGCUCAGGAGAAGGCUAACACAAUGAUGGACAAGGCUAGCAAUGCUGCACAGUCCGCCAAGGAAUCGGUGCAGAAUGCAGGAGGACAGAUGCGCGCAAAGGCAGAGGGAGCUGCUGAAUCUGUCAAGGAUGCCACUGGCAUGAACAAAUGAUCGAUCAAUCCAAGCUAAAAUAACUUGUGCCUCUAUUUUCUAGGCCAAUUUCUUCUUUAGUAUGUUCUUUCUUUUUUGGUUACGUUCUUUAAUUUGUUGUCGUUUAUCAAGAAGAGAGCUAGUACUCUAAACUCUAAAAAAGCUUCUUGUUUUUCACUC